AUGAACGAUCAAACCCCACUAUUGAAAAAUAAUAAUCGUCAUACUUAUAACAAUAGCCAUAAUAUCAUCGAUAAAAAUGAUGACGCUGAACCCACCACAUAUUCAUCUGUAAAAACUUUAUUAUGCUGUUCAAAUUUCAAUUAUCUAUUAAUAUUUAUUCCGUUUGGGAUAUUGUCCAAAUUAUGUGGAUGGUCGGAUACUUGGGUGUUUUGCCUGAAUUUUAUGGGAAUCAUUCCAUUAGCCAAUUUAUUAGGAUUUGCAACCGAAGAUAUUUCAUUACGUUUCGGCGAUACAAUUGGCAGCUUGUUAAAUGCAACUUUUGGGAACGCUGUCGAGUUAAUUAUUUCUGUGGUCGCACUAAACAAUGGUCUCAUAAGAGUGGUGCAAGCCUCAAUCCUUGGAUCAGUGUUAUCGAAUUUGCUACUAGUCCAAGGAGUUUGCUUUUUCCUUGGAGGAAUAAGAUACUCGGAACAAUUUUUCAACGUCACAGCAGCACAAACCUCCGCCUCUUUACUCGCUCUCGCCAUGAUUUCCUUAUUAAUUCCGGCUGCAUUUUACACCUCCGUAGAUAGCGAGAAAGCAAUCGAUGGAAUUUUGAACCUAAGUCAUGGCACAGCAAUCGUCUUAUUGAUUAUUUAUAUCAUGUAUUUGGUGUUUCAACUUAAAACCCAUUCUCAUCUGUAUGAAAGUGAAACUAUUGAUGGUGAUGAUUCCCCGCAAAUGACUAUAUAUGUUUCGAUUGGCAGUCUGUUAAUUAUUUCAAUUAUCGUAUCAAUAACUGCUGAUUACUUGGUUGGAAGCAUCGAAGGAUUGGUUGAGAGUUGGAACAUCUCAAGAACAUUCGUCGGUAUCGUGUUAAUACCGAUUGUUGGAAAUGCGGCAGAACAUGUGAGUUCAGUUACAUUCGCAUUAAAAAAUAAGAUGGAUCUAUGCAUUGGCGUCGCCAUCGGUUCAAGCAUGCAAAUAGCACUCGGAAUGACUCCUUUGCUCGUCAUUCUAGGUUGGUUCCUCGGCGAACCAUUAACCCUAUUUUUUGAGAGCUUUGAAACAUGUGUCCUUGUCGUCGCGAUAUUAAUUGUCAAUUACUUGAUCGCUGAUGGAAAGUCGAAUUGGCUUGAGGGUGCUAUGUUACUGGCUGCUUAUGUAAUAAUAGCAAUGGCGUUUUUCUUUUACCCAGAUGAUGGGCAAGUGAGCUUUAUUCCAAAACCGGUG
Molecule: messenger RNA, 1212 nt
Organism: Ambispora leptoticha
Lineage: Eukaryota; Fungi; Glomeromycota; Glomeromycetes; Archaeosporales; Ambisporaceae
Source: the annotation of a GenBank genome assembly